AAACUGAAAAAGCAAGCGAACGAGCAUGGCGGCUCACUCUGGGGACCAGAAUAACUUCACGUUCAGGUUCCUUUCUCAAAGAACCUUCCAGUCCCUCAGCAACUCCGACACUGUCCAGCGCCUACGGAAGUGGUCCAUGCAAGGCAGACUCUGCGCGCAGACGUUCGGCUUUGACGAGAACUUCCAGGCCUACCGCAAAGAUGAUUUCUUUAUGGCUUUUUUUAGAGACCCAAAUGUUAUUUCGGAUUUGAAAUUACUUUCAGAUUCUUCUGGACGAUGGAUUAAUUUAGGAGCAGAAGUAAAGAAAGUUGAAGCCAUAAAUAUUCCCUGCACACAAAUUUCAAUGUCAUUUUUUGACCGAUUAUACUCUGAAGAAAUUGUUCGAGAGAAUGGACAUAUUGUUAAGUGUUUGGAUAAUUUUUGUGAUCCUUUUCUCAUUUCUGAUGAGUUAAGACAAGUUUUACUAAUGGAAGACUCAGAAAAAUAUGAGAUAUUCAGCCCAUUAGAUCGUCAAGAGUUCCUUUUUUGCAUUUUUAAACAUCUUUGCCUUGGCGGACUUCUUUGUCAAUAUGAAGACAUACUUGACCCAUAUCUGGAAACAACAAAGACUAUCUAUAAGGAUCUUGUGAGUGUUAUAAAAGAACCUCAAACCAAGAACAUUUGUGUUACUUCUGUUGUCUUCAAGGUUACUGCAUAUGAUGAAAAUGGUAUGUGCUACCCUUCAACAAAAAGUCAUGAACAAUCAUUUGCUUACAUGAUUGUGGAUCCUUUAAAACGUCACGUUAAUGUUUUAUACCAUUGUUUUGGUGUAGGUGAACUAUCUUUCUAAUUGAUAUCCCAAGUGUGUAUAUGGUUAUUCUUCUGUUUUUAUUAUUUACUUUAUAAUGUUGUUUAUGAGCAGUUUAGUAGAACUCAAUUUCUGACCAAAAUUCAGUUUUUAAUUUACUUUACAUAAAAUGUGUGUACUUUAAAAAAAAGGAAAAUAAAAUUUCUUCAAUGUUGGAUUAUUAUUCUUCUGGAUUACUAAUAGAGGAAUAGACUUCCAUCCUUCAUUUCCCAUAUAAUGCUACUAAUGAGUUCUAUAAUUCUUCCUGAAAGUUACUUAGAAUAAAAAUCUAGUCCAUAAUUAUAUGCACAAUAUAAAUCUUGUUAAAUCUUUAUUUACUCCAUAUAUUUUAUGUCAAAGCUGUUUUUAUGAAAAUAAUAAAAUUAAACAUUCACA
Messenger RNA from Trichosurus vulpecula (common brushtail), 1222 nucleotides. RefSeq names its product cilia and flagella associated protein 300 (gene CFAP300). The transcript is spliced from 7 exons. NCBI's taxonomy places the organism in Eukaryota, Metazoa, Chordata, Mammalia, Diprotodontia, Phalangeridae. The record is from RefSeq and is a predicted model, not a curated record. Bases 26 to 829 code for a protein of 267 amino acids.